UCGAGGAGUGUGGUUGAUUUUGUGGAAGUGCUAUUCGCGUGUAAAAUAUUUAAUAUAUAUCAGCCCCUGAUGGAAAUAAAAUCUCAUUAAAUACAGUAGAAUCGCGGAAAAAUUAACAAAUAUUCCAUAUUAGUAAGAAGUCUUCUGACAACUAUAGCCAAACAUGUUAGCACAUCCCUGCCGUCUGUCUACGACCAAACGGCUGGUGGCUCUGUUAUUCGCCACAUUAUUUGCCUGCAGUAGCAUUUUUAGCGUUGAGGCGCAACUCGCCGGUAAACUCAUACAAGAUCCAUGUGUAAACAAGGCAUCCUGUCAUGAUUGCAUACAAACACAAAAUUGCGCUUGGUGCAUGGAACCCGAUUUUAUAGAUUUGCCACGUUGUUUCAAAAAUAGUUUACAAAAUUAUUGCAAAGAGGAGUACACCUGGAACCCUUUUACAGAGCAAAAAUUCACUAUCAAUCGUGAAUUAACGCGUGGUGGUAACGCCAGCGCCGCAGCUGGUUACGGUUACGGUUAUGGUGGCUCAUACGAAGCGAGUUCAUCAUAUAGUAGCUCAUCGUCCAGUUCGUCCUAUGCCGGCGCUUAUGGUGGCGCAGCCGCCGCCGGUGCUUCAGCUUCCAGUGGUGAAAUCGUGCAAAUCAGUCCACAACGUGUGAGCCUCAAGUUGCGUAUAAAUCAAUUGCACUCGUUAAAUAUGCGCUACUCGCAAGCUAUUGAUUAUCCCGUCGACUUAUACUAUUUGAUGGACUUGUCUAAAUCUAUGGAGGACGAUAAGGACAAACUGUCGGCUUUGGGCGAUAAGCUGUCGGAAACUAUGCGCAAUAUUACUUCGAAUUUCCGUUUGGGCUUUGGUUCGUUUGUGGACAAGGUGCUAAUGCCUUACGUCUCAACUAUACCCAAAAAACUCGAAAGGCCCUGCGAUGGCUGUGAGGCACCGUACGGUUACCGCAACCAUAUGCCUCUGAGUACCAAUACCUCAACGUUCACUUCUGAAGUGAGUCGUGCUGCUGUGUCCGGCAAUUUGGAUGCACCUGAGGGUGGUUUCGAUGCUAUUAUGCAGGCAAUUGUUUGCCGUCAGCAAAUCGGUUGGCGUGAAAAAGCGCGUCGUCUGCUCGUCUUCUCAACGGAUGCUGGCUUCCAUUAUGCCGGUGAUGGCAAGCUUGGCGGCGUGAUUGCACCCAACGAUGGCGAAUGUCAUUUGAGCGGUGAAGGCCUUUACACACACUCCGUCAUACAAGAUUACCCCAGCAUCUCACAAAUCAACCACAAGGUCAAGCAGAAUUCAAUUAACGUCAUUUUCGCAGUUACCGCCAAUCAGCAUUCGGUAUAUGAGAAGCUAGCACAGCAUAUUGAGGGUUCUUCAAGCGCGGUGCUAUCGGAGGAUUCCUCGAACGUUGUCGAUUUGGUGCGCUCUGAAUAUAGCAAAAUUUCCUCUGCCAUUGAAAUGAAGGACAACGCCACAAGCAAUGUAAAAAUCACCUAUCACUCAGCUUGUCUGAAUGGCGGCCCCGAAAUACCCACCGCCAAGUGUGACGGUCUCAAAGUUGGCGAUGUGGUUAAUUUCACUGCACAGAUUUUGGUGACCUCUUGUCCAACGGAUCCGCGUGAAUGGAAUCAAGUCAUACAAAUCUAUCCUGUUGGCAUUAAUGAGAGUCUGGUUAUCGAUUUUGAAAUGCUUUGCUCCUGUCCAUGCGAACGUCCCGGCACCACCGGCUACGAAGCACACUCAUCCAAAUGCAGCAAUCACGGUACACUGAUGUGUGGCGUCUGCGAGUGUGAUGAUAUGCAUUUCGGUCACAAUUGUGAGUGUUCAACGAGUGAUGUGCAUACUGGCAGCGACAAGGAUUUGGUGUGCCGUGCGGACAAUACCACACAGGUGGAUUGUAAUAACCGUGGCACUUGUCUGUGUGGCGUGUGCGAAUGUGAGAAACGUUCCAAUCCCGAGGAAAUUAUUUCCGGCAAAUUCUGUGAAUGUGAUAACUUCUCGUGUGAACGUCGUAAAAAUGUGCUGUGCUCUGGACCUGAUCAUGGCACAUGCGAGUGCAGUCACUGUGUUUGCAAGCCAGGUUGGACGGGUUCGGCAUGUGAUUGCCGUGAAUCGACUGACACCUGCAUGCCACCAAAUGGCGGCGAACUUUGUUCGGGAAAUGGCAAUUGUGAAUGUGGUGCCUGCAAAUGCAAAUCUACGCCUGACGGUCGUUAUUCAGGCAAAUUCUGUGAGAAGUGCCCCACAUGCGCGGGUCGUUGCAUCGAACUGAAAAACUGUGUACAAUGUCAAAUGUACAAGACCGGUGAAUUCAAGGAUGACGACAAAUGUGCCGCCAAUUGCACCAACUUUUUCGUGCCCAUUAGCGAGGAGAAAAUCGUUAUCGAUGAGGAGAAAGAUGAACUGAUUUGUAUAUUCUUUGACGAAGAUGACUGCAAAUAUACAUUUAAAUAUAGUGAAGUGAACGGCAAACUCGAAGUACAUGCACAGCAGGAGCGUGAAUGUCCACCAAAAGUGUUCAUGUUGGGCAUUGUCUUGGGCGUUAUAGCCGCAAUCGUCUUAGUCGGCUUAGCCAUAUUGCUUUUGUGGAAAUUACUGACAACCAUACACGAUCGCCGCGAGUUUGCACGUUUCGAGAAGGAGCGCAUGAACGCCAAGUGGGACACGGGCGAGAAUCCAAUCUACAAGCAAGCCACAUCUACUUUCAAGAACCCAAUGUACGCCGGUCAGUAAGCUUCACCAUUGGAGCAGAGCCAAUAACGGCAAAACAAAUAAUGAAUUUGCUUGGGCAAUGUUGCAUUGUUUGGGUUACGAAUUUCUCUCUAAUUGCCAUACAGUAAAGGAAGUUUCUAACAGGAGCUGCGUAUUUAUAUGUGAAAAAUGAAACGUACAUAUUUUUAAAUAAGACAAAACAUAAAGCUAAAUGUAUAUCCUUAUGUGUGCGAGCAACAGCUAUUUGUGACGCUGUGCAAACAAUACAAGCAUUGAACUGAAAUUUUUAUAAGUAAAAAAGCAUUUGGCUUAAGUGUUUUUAGACAGUCGAAAUUUCUAUAAAUGCACCUAGUUGUUGUUGUGUGCUAACGUUUGCAUAAUGAGGAUAAUUUUCAACCUUAUACUGCCAUUAAUAUAUACCUAUACAAACAUAUAUACACAUUUUAAGCAGGAAUGGCGAUAACUUAACGCGCAGUAAUGCAUGUGCCUUGGAAAUGAUAUACAGUUUAGAUAUACAUAUACACAAACAUAAUAGAAAAAAAUUGAUUCUUUUGAAUUUCACAUACAGAUAUACAGAAGCAAACUUCAGACAGCCAAACAACUAUAUAGCAUCAUAAGAGAGUAGAAGUUUUCGUGGUAGCUCUUCCUAACCUUAAAAAAAAAAAAA
This is a messenger RNA of Bactrocera tryoni, 3365 nucleotides long. Its product is annotated as integrin beta-PS-like. Gene Ontology annotation, cellular component: cell surface; focal adhesion; integrin complex. Gene Ontology annotation, molecular function: integrin binding. The record is from RefSeq and is a predicted model, not a curated record. The transcript has 9 exons. The coding region runs from base 164 to 2719 and encodes 851 amino acids. Gene Ontology annotation, biological process: cell-matrix adhesion; integrin-mediated signaling pathway; cell migration. NCBI's taxonomy places the organism in Eukaryota, Metazoa, Arthropoda, Insecta, Diptera, Tephritidae.